UUUGUUACUGCAGCAAAACAUAAAAAUCAAAGGGCAAAGUGCAAACCCUAGAGAGAGCUCAAGAAGAUGGGAGUUAUCAAGUCAGCCAUGGCGGACGCUCUUUUAACAUCCAUGUGGAUUUUCAGCAUGCCCUUUCUCAGGGUUUUCACCCUCCAAAUAUCUGGUUUCCUCGGCGUUCAAACCCUCCCUCUGGCCAUCUUCUUCAUCACCACAAUCGUGGUCAGCCUCAUGAUGUUUAUCUUCACCUUGAUCGGCAGCGCUCUCGGCGGCGCCAACUUCAAUCCCACUGCCUCCGUCGCUUUCUACGCCGCCGGUCUCAAGAAAGACAUGUCACUCCUUUCGAUGGCCGUGCGUUUUCCGGCGCAGGCCGCCGGUGGAGUGGUUGCUGUGAAGGCAAUUCUGGGGAUCCUUCCCAGGGAAUUAAGGAAAACCAUGAAAGGACCUUCGUUGACAACCGUGGGAUGUGUUGGGACAGGGGCUAAGUACACUGGACCAUCCCUGAACCCAGCCAAUGCAUUUGGGUGGGCGUAUGUAAACAAGUGGCACAAUUCAUGGCAACUUUAUUAUGUAUAUUGGUUAGGUCCUUUGACAGGGGCAACUUUGGCUGCUUGGGUUUUCAGAUUCUUGCUUUCUCCUCCACCAACAUCAACCAAGGAGAAAAAAACUUGAUUUUUGUAAAAAAUUGUCCUCUCUAUUUCCAAUAAAAACAUUUCCUUUUUUCCAUUUUCCCUACUUUGAGCUUAUUCAUGAUAGUGGGCUUAUCUUGUUCUAAUCUUUAGCA
Molecule: messenger RNA, 781 nt
Organism: Hibiscus syriacus
Lineage: Eukaryota; Viridiplantae; Streptophyta; Magnoliopsida; Malvales; Malvaceae
Product: aquaporin SIP1-1-like
Exons: 1
Coding region: 67-669 (200 amino acids)
Biological process (GO): transmembrane transport
Cellular component (GO): membrane
Molecular function (GO): water channel activity
Source: RefSeq, a predicted model, not a curated record